AUUUUUGGAGCACAGUUCAAUUUAGUCUCCACUGAGACGUCGAAGUGUGCGGUUGAGUGUGUCUCUCUGUGUGACUCUUUUUUCAAACCGCAGAAACUAAUUAUUGUGAAAAGAAAAUCAUUAAAAAAUAAUACUUCCAAUUUACAAUUAAUUAGUGUUAAAAAAUUAAAUAAAUCAAUAUUAUUAAUUUGUGAUUAAUGUUGAAUUAAAUUUAAAAAAAAAAUAAACUUGUGUUAAAUAAUUUUGAACAAGUGUUAAAUUGAAAAAUAAAAAUAAAAAAAGGACAAAGACAGUUGGUGGUAAAUAAAAAAAAGAAAAGUGAAAAUUUAGUGAAAGUUUUUCUAUCUUCUCUGAGAAAAAAAUAAAAAAAAUAAAAUGAUGCACACGAUGGGUGAGCAUGCAGGGGGCCCUGGUAACCUUGGUAUGAUUCCCUUCGAUGGUAUGGCCCUUUAUGAACAACCAAGACCAAGAUUUGUCUUCAAGAUGCCCCGUGUUGUACCCGAUCAAAAAGCUAAAUUUGAAAGUGAUGAAUUAUUUAGACGCUUGAGUCGUGAAUGCGAGGUAAGAUACACUGGUUACAGAGAUCGACCCUUGGAAGAAAGACAGGGUCGUUUUCAAAAUGGAUGUCGAGAGGGUCAUACUGAAAUUGCAUUUGCUGCAAUGGGAACAAAUCUUCAAUUAACAUUUGGUCCCGCCGCUGGAAAUUACUCAAAUGAGCCAAGUCAAUGUGACUUUGACAAAGAACACGGAAAGGUCCACUUGAGAUCUCAUUUGAUAAUGAAUGGUGUUUGUGUGAGGUGGCGUGGCUGGUUGGAUCUUGAACGUCUUGAUGGUGUUGGUUGUUUGGAAUUUGAUGAAGAUGCUGCUGCCCAAGAAGAUGCACAAUUACGUAAUCAAUUGAGUCGUUAUAAUGAACGUAUACGUCAAUUUGAAGAAAAACAAAGAGCAUAUAGAAAUGCAGCAGCUCAACAACCUCAUCAUAAUCAUCAUCAUUUGUCUCAUCAUCAUCUUGGUCAUCAUGUUACUGGUACUGGUAAUGUGCCUUCAGUUGAACAUCAUCUUUCUGGUCAUCGUCAAGAUCCAGAAAUGGAGGUCAGACUACGUGCUUACUAAAAAUUAAACAAUAUUUAUUUAAAUUUCAAUGCAAGUAACACUUGUGUUGCAUGCAUUCUAUUAGCCAAAAAAAAAAAAAAAACGAAAUUAA
Molecule: messenger RNA, 1204 nt
Organism: Aphidius gifuensis
Lineage: Eukaryota; Metazoa; Arthropoda; Insecta; Hymenoptera; Braconidae
Product: protein big brother-like
Exons: 3
Coding region: 376-1113 (245 amino acids)
Biological process (GO): regulation of transcription by RNA polymerase II
Cellular component (GO): nucleus; core-binding factor complex
Molecular function (GO): sequence-specific DNA binding; transcription coactivator activity
Source: RefSeq, a predicted model, not a curated record